This is a messenger RNA of Equus caballus (horse), 6961 nucleotides long. It is a transcript of the gene KLHL11, whose product is annotated as kelch like family member 11. Gene Ontology annotation, molecular function: protein binding. Lineage: Eukaryota; Metazoa; Chordata; Mammalia; Perissodactyla; Equidae. The record is from RefSeq and is a predicted model, not a curated record.
UGUUUAUCCACUUCUUAAAAAAAGAAAUCAAAACACUAUCUUCAAAAAAACAGAAAUCAUUCUAUCUUCUCCCCUAAAUUUGCACCUCCCCUUUCCCCGUGAGCAGGAACCAAAGCCCCGCCCACCAGGAUGUUCAAACCAAAGGCACCGAAGUCAUCUUUCCCUCUACUUCUCUAUCUGGGCGCCAAGUCCCUAUCUGGUCUGCUAACUCUGCCCCUAGUUCUACCUUGUACCCUUACAGUCCAUUUUCCACGCAGCCACCAGUGAUAUUUUUCAAAACAGAUCUAACUGAGCCACUUCCUUGCUCAAAACCCAAAAGUGGAUUUAGUCAUCUUAACAAGUAUAUAGGGAACAGUAACUAUGCACCAAGCGCUAUGCAAAACACUUGACAAACAUCAUCUCAUUUAAUCCUCACAGCGAUCUUCCAACGCAGAUAAUAUACCCGUUUUCAGAAGAUAAAUUCGUUCAGAGAUGAUAAGUAACUUGAUCACCCUCAUCCUCGUAGCUGGGGCUCGGUCUCAAGUCUUUUUUUUUUUCUUUUUAAAAUUUUACUCCAAAGCCAUUGUAAAUCUUUAAAGAUCCUAUGUUGCCAUACAAGACACCAACAAUGGGUGAUGGCCUAAGGUGGCUUUUGCUUUACCAGGCGACCGCGAAGAGCAUGCCACCCACUAAGGGGAAGGAAACAAGCCAUCCUUCCACUGACACCUAGCGGGAGGCGUCGGGGGGCGCAAUCACAACUGGCCAGCAGUACGACCGAGCCUUUUCCAAGGUGGGCCGGGCGCGGCGGCGCGUGCGCAGACCCGGGGCCGCCGGCUCCGCCCCGCGCCCACUAUUUAUUCCCAGAAUCCCUCUGUGUCGCACCAGAACGGCCGGAUCGUUCCGAGGCUGCGGCGCUCGGGCGCGGCGGCGUCAAGAUGGCGGCGGCGGCGGUGGCGGCUGCGGCGGCGGCAGCGGCGGCCGCAUCUCUGCAGGUUUUGGAGAUGGAGAGCAUGGAGACGGCCGCCGCCGGCUCGGCGGGGCUGGCUGCCGAAGUCAGAGGCAGCGGCACGGUGGACUUCGGGCCUGGGCCCGGCUUGUCUGCAAUGGAGGCGAGCGGGGGCGACCCGGGCCCAGAGGCUGAGGAUUUCGAGUGCAGCUCUCACUGCUCGGAGCUGUCGUGGAGGCAGAACGAGCAGCGGCGCCAGGGCCUCUUCUGCGACAUUACCUUGUGCUUCGGCGGUGCCGGCGGCCGUGAGUUCCGGGCGCAUCGCUCGGUGCUGGCCGCCGCCACUGAGUACUUCACGCCCCUGCUCUCGGGCCAGUUCUCCGAGUCCCGCUCGGGCCGGGUGGAGAUGCGCAAGUGGAGCUCCGAGCCCGGGCCUGAACCCGACACGGUGGAAGCCGUGAUCGAGUACAUGUACACCGGGCGCAUCCGCGUCAGCACGGGCAGUGUGCACGAGGUGCUGGAGUUGGCCGACAGGUUCCUAUUAAUUCGUUUAAAAGAAUUUUGUGGAGAAUUUCUCAAGAAAAAACUUCACCUGUCUAAUUGUGUGGCCAUUCACAGCUUAGCUCACAUGUAUACCCUGAGCCAGCUUGCUCUGAAAGCUGCCGAUAUGAUCCGGAGAAAUUUCCACAAAGUAAUUCAGGAUGAGGAAUUUUAUACUUUACCUUUCCAUCUCAUUCGAGACUGGCUGUCAGACUUGGAAAUUACGGUUGAUUCUGAAGAGGUUCUCUUUGAAACAGUUUUGAAGUGGGUUCAGAGAAAUGCUGAAGAGAGAGAGAGAUACUUCGAAGAACUUUUUAAAUUGCUCAGGUUGUCCCAGAUGAAACCUACUUACCUUACUCGGCAUGUCAAGCCAGAGAGGCUGGUGGCCAGUAAUGAAGUUUGCGUCAAGUUAGUGGCCGAUGCAGUGGAGAGGCAUGCUCUGAGAGCUGAGAACAUACAGUCUGGCACAUACCAGCAUCCUGCUUCUCACGUCUCCUUAUUACCUCGUUAUGGGCAAAACAUGGACGUGAUCAUGGUUAUUGGAGGGGUGUCAGAAGGAGGGGACUAUUUAAGUGAAUGUGUGGGAUAUUUCGUCGAUGAGGACAGAUGGGUAAACCUGCCCCAUAUUCAUAAUCACCUUGAUGGACAUGCUGUUGCAGUAACAGAAUCCUACGUGUAUGUUGCUGGAUCAAUGGAACCAGGAUUUGCUAAGACUGUGGAAAAGUAUAACCCAAAUUUGAAUACGUGGGAACAUGUUUGUAGUCUGAUGACAAGGAAGCAUUCUUUUGGGCUAACAGAAGUCAAAGGGAAGCUCUACAGCAUUGGAGGACAUGGCAACUUUAGUCCUGGCUUUAAGGAUGUCACCGUUUAUAAUCCCGAGAUUGAUAAAUGGCACAACUUGGAAUCGGCACCAAAGAUUCUUCGAGAUGUCAAAGCACUAGCCAUUGAAGACCGGUUUGUGUACAUUGCUGCCCGAACCCCUGUGGACCGGGACACGGAAGAUGGAUUAAAGGCUGUAAUUACUUGCUAUGAUACAGAGACUCGACAGUGGCAAGAUGUGGAAUCUUUGCCACUUAUUGACAAUUACUGUUUUUUCCAAAUGUCUGUGGUCAAUUCAAACUUUUAUCAGACAGCAUCGUGCUGUCCCAAGAGUUAUUCUUUAGAAAAUGAAGAGGCGGUAAGAAAAAUCGCCAGCCAGGUUUCUGAUGAGAUCCUUGAAAGCUUACCCCCAGAAGUCCUAAGCAUUGAAGGAGCAGCUAUUUGCUAUUACAAAGAUGACGUUUUCAUUAUCGGAGGCUGGAAAAACAGUGAUGAUAUUGACAAACAGUAUCGGAAAGAAGCCUACCGAUAUUGCGCUGAAAGAAAGAGGUGGAUGCUUCUGCCUCCCAUGCCGCAGCCCCGUUGUAGAGCCACUGCUUGCCACGUGAGAAUCCCCUACCGGUACUUGCAUGGCACACAGAGAUAUCCUAUGCCUCAGAACUUAAUGUGGCAGAAGGACCGGAUCAGACAGAUGCAAGAAAUACAUCGGCACGCCCUAAACAUGCGACGAGUGCCAAGCUCUCAGAUCGAAUGCUAGGUUCUCUAAUACGCGCAGCUGAAAACAGUUAUACGUACCUGUUUCGUGAGGGUGAAGAUGCCCAGACUGUUACUUGAAAAAGUAUGUUGAUAACUUAUUUUCUACCUGAACUAAUUAUUGCCCCAUAUAAAGGAAAUAGAGGUAAAAACUGAAGAAUGGGAAACUCAAUUCAAUAUGUGGCAAUUUUUGUUACUUGCGGUGUUUUUCUGACUUUGGUUUGUGUGUGUAUGCUAGCUAAAUAAGAUCUUAUUAAAGGCAAGUGGAAAAACCAGGUGUAGUUACUUGGCUGUCUUUCUGCCAACAAGUUUUAACUCCUUUGUCUUUAGGGACUUAUGUUUUGAACAUGCUUUAAGCACCAAUUUUAUUUGCACAUUUACUUUGAUAUUCCUUUUCAUUUUUUCCUGAAUGGUUGGUUUUGGCAAGAUCAGAAUUUAUGCACUGAGCCCUCAUCCGCAGGAGGUAUGUGCAAUAGUGAGACUGAAAUUUGAAGGAAAAAGCACAAUAUUUCAUCAAGAUUUCAGAAUGUUUGCAUUGAUAUUUUGUUGUAUGUGUUUAUCUAGAAAUGCUAUUUUUAUUUCUAGAAGAGAUGACUGAUGAGAAAUUUGUGAUUGGCUCAUGCAUUUUUAAAUAUUUUCAUUUCUUUUGCAACUGUGUGAGAGACUUCAAGCUAUCACUCCAAGAUGAUGUCGCUGGCAAAAGUAUUGAUCUUUAGCUGAUUGAAUACAGAGGAAGUUAUAUAUGUGAAAUUUGUUUCUCUAAGAAGAAAAGUAUUAUUAGUGUAGCCUAAGAAAUCAAAGGCAUUAAAAAAUUUAAAAACACUUUUUUCGGGAGUUGCAGGCUUACUUGAGUAUAAGUUAAUGAGUAUAAAUAAUGCCUAUGACAAUCGACACUGAAUGCCUUCAAUUUUAAAUUUUGCUCUAAUGCGUAUUGUAUAGAAUCAUCAUUCCUUUCUAAAAGAAACUUUUUUCAAAAUGAAAAGGACAUAAUUUAGAGAAAUGUUGCUAAAGAGAAGCCUUCUUACUUCUCAGCCCUGAUUGUUACAAUGUUUUAUCUAGUUGCCCUAGACUUUCUUUGGAAUUUUGCCUGAGUCUAGAGUACCAAAUUUGGGUGCAUAAUUAUGGCUCUUAAAAAUAUAUUUCUGUAGUUAGUGUUUAUUUAUUCUUAUGCAUCCUUCUGAUUCUCUUACGUAUUCCCAAGCUUUAUACACAUUAGCAUUCAGGUUGACUCUUAGCAUUCAGUUAACAGAACAGACUCCUGCUCUAACGGUUUGCAAUGUGCGGCCAGUCUAUUUUUCUUGUUUCUUUCAGAAUGUUUCUACCUUCUUAGACAUUCCGGUAUGCCAUUCUAGAAGUUGAAUUCCAAGUGCAGUUAUUUUUUUUCCUAGUCCAUUAUAGUUUACCUUCCUAUUAGUUGUGUCAGACAUCAAAAAAAAAAAAGCACAACCAGAAUUUUUGGCUCUCAAUUUGCUGUAAGACUAUUAAUGUUUAGCCCUUGGACUCUAUGCUAAGAACUUUCCUGAAAUUUCUAACUUAGUAUUCCUGACUGGGACAAAGUUUUUCAGUAAAAUGUGUUGAAAAUCUGCUUUAAAACAAUUUAAUUUAGCCUGGGGUGGGGGUGGGAAACUGCAAGUUAUAUUUCUAUGUGAGGAUAUAUAUCCUACCCCACCUCUACCAUUUUCUCAAUUUCCAUUUGCUUUUAGUUAUUUUAAUAACAGCCAUUGGGUUCUGAGAAGUGCUAAUUCUUAGUUGUGAGAGGUUUAUGCAAGUAAGACAGAAAAACCCACUGCGUACAGUCCUCGUUUCUCUGUGCAGACUCCCUUUUCUUGGUGGUGGUGAUAAUUUAGCAGCUCCCUAGGGUACCAGUUUCUCUCCACAAGGGCGUGAUGUUAGGUUUCGGGUUGUUUUGUAUCUCAGAGUUGUCUUCUGAGACAAUCAUUACCAAUUUAUUUGUAGGCUUGUCUUUUUUUCACAUCAUGUGGCAGAAAUUAUGACUCAUAAGAUUUAGGUAUAAUCUGGUUUUGAAAACUUGAUUGAAACUGUUGUUUUUUGACUCAGCAGGCAGCCUAGGCCAUGGCUGAAAAUAAGGGGUAAGUCCUUCCUUGCAUGAUGACGUGUGCAGGUUUUCCUGACUACUGAAUUUCUAAUUUUCAUAUUGGAGUUCACAUGUGUGAUUUCACAUCAAUAACUUGUGUUUCUGAAAUAUCCUAACUAACUUGUUAAUAAAGAAAGAAACCAGAUUUGCUUAAAUCUGUUCAAGGCUGACAUUCUGAAAUUCUGAACUGGAAGUAACUUCCCAGAGUAUUUGGAAAGUUUCUGAUUAUGAUAACCAGCCUAAGAUGGCUCUUUAGGAAAGAAAUUUCCUUUCUGAUGACAACUUAGAGAUUGUGUUUGGUAAUCUAAGCAGUUAAAAAUACAGCUUUAAAAAGACAGCUUAAUGUGUAUUCAAGCAAACCUUUUUGUUGGUUUUGUUUUUGUUUUGUGGAAGGAAAAGAGAGGAAUUGAUAAUACCAAAAAGUAAAAUAACUGCACAUAACCUUUUGUGAGGCUGCUUAUAUCUUAGAGUGGAUAUCCUUUAACUAUACCUACCCCACACGGUUUAUAGUAAACAUCAGUGUCUCUGGAGAAUGUCAGUCAUGAGCUCACUGUGUAAGUCUCACUUGCGGUGUUUGCAUGAUUAGUCUUGUGUAUCUUGAUAUCCAACUUUGCUUUUGCUGUGCCAAUUCAAAAAUAUUUUGCUAAAAACAUCUCAAAAUUCAUUGACAUCAGUUUUGUUUUGAUCACUUUGUGUCGUAUAGUAUUUCUGGGACCAAAAAAUGUAAAAAUACUAACUUUUAAAAUAUAGAACAGAAGUUUGAAGCUGGAAAGAUAGUGUUUAUGGAACACUUGUGUGCUUUUGUACUUUAAACUCUUCGGGCUGCUGGUAAGGCAGUUUCCAGGGCACACUUUUUCCCCUCUCUGUUUCUUGACUAGUGUAGCAUGUUGUAUGUUUAAAUACUUCAUUCUCUGCUUCAUAACUCUAAUAUGAACACUAUACUAUAGCUAGGUAAGCUAAAUUGUAUAUUUUAGUUACUUGGCCUAAUCAAGCAUAAAUAAAGGGACUUUUUUUGUACUUCCUCAAAUUAAGCUUAAAUAAAAAGGGUAUAUUGGCCACCUUUUGUGUCUUUUGAAAGUAUACAGAAGUGUGAGGCAAGUUCUCUGCCUACACUAGAAAAGUAGGGUGCUUAUAGAUGGCUGAUUAACUGCAGAAUAUUUAAGAAACCAUUCAGUUUCCUUUUUUGACUGUCAGACGUUUUGGCACAGUUCAUCACUCCGGUUUGUGACAUUCUUGAGAAUAGUCCAUUUUUGUUUUCGUUAUAAUGCUUAUAUUCUAACAUGUUCUGGUGAUUGGAAACAAAAGAGCUCACAAUGGAGUGAUGCAAUACAAUAACAAUAACAUGAUGUCGUAGUCAUAUUGCUUCAAGGAGUUUAACUGGGGAGCGGAAUAACUGCUCUUUCUCGAUUAUCUUUGUUAGGGCUUUUGUCUUACUCUAUAUGACCAUUACUACGAAUGUCGCACUGAAGCACAUACAGUAGAGCACUUGUUAACUUAAUCCUCCUGCAUAACGCACCCGUGAGAAGUAGUGCUUGCUAGAUGUCUAAAGAUCUUAUGAUCCACGUACUAGGGCUCGCCGAGUUAUCUGUAAGAUAAAUUAUUAGUUGGAGCUGAUACCCAGUGAGUUUUUGGCUGGCGUUAUCCGAGCCCCCACUCCACUGAAAGUGAAAUCUCGACUCUCCUAUGAAGUCAGAGGAGAUGUAGAAUUUAGGACACUUUGAGACAUUACAUUGUAAAAUAGCUUGUUUUGUGUUCCUAAAGCUAUCUUGUUCUGUGUUAAAGCUACUACUUGUCUCAGUGUAAGUUUUAAAUAAACGUAUUUCUUUAGA